Molecule: messenger RNA, 2178 nt
Organism: Didymodactylos carnosus
Lineage: Eukaryota; Metazoa; Rotifera; Eurotatoria; Philodinida; Philodinidae
Source: the annotation of a GenBank genome assembly
AUGAAAAUUCUAGUGAUAUUGGCUGUUGUUAUUGCCGUUAAUACUUUAAAUACUAAAGAGGAGUGGAAUGGCGAUCCGUUAAUUUGUGAAUUAGAUUUAAAUCCCGAUCCAACACCACCUGGUAUUCAAUAUCCAACAUUUCCUGAUAAAGCUGAAUUUACUCUUGUGGAAACAGCUCACGCUAUCUCUUUUAAUCUCUCUCAAUUUCGACAAGUAAUGUUUCAAUAUUUUUAUGAUUAUUCUGCGAAUAAAAUGAUAAAGGUAACAAAUUUCAAUGGUAUCAUUACUCUUGAAUAUUUUUAUUACAACAGUUUGAAAACAGCAAUCUAUUCAAGUAAUCAAUUUUGUACUGUAAAGGAUAUUCCAGUCAAUUUACCAUCUGAUUCUUCUUCGGCAAUCAUGAUUGAUAAUGUAUAUCAUAUAAGACCAUUAGAACAAUUUCUAGCAUUUACCAUAACGAGUUUAAAUGGAACAUUGAUUAAACCAAAAUAUAUUGGAGAAGAUAAAAUUCGAGGUAUUCCUGUUGAUACAUGGAGAACGUGUGUUAUUGAUAAAACAACCUAUCGCACUACAAAAUAUGAUUGGUCAUUUGCUAAACCAAACUUUAACAUGCCUGGUGGUCAAAUACGAACAUCAUAUCCGGUGCAAGGACGCAGUCGUACAUCAAUAAUGGUAAAUGGAAGUCAUAUUGCUGAGGUUGAUGCGGUACUUAAUGUUUUUUCAUACAAACCAGGUAUUGUUGAACAAGCCGAUUAUUUUACACCACCCAAAGGUGUUUUAUGCCAUGGUUUAGUUAAAGACGAAGAUUUAGUUAGUCUAGAAGAUCAGGGAAUACAAUGGCCAAAUCUUUUCAGUGUUCGUAUAGGUGCCUCAACAUCAAAACAAAUGUUGUGGAGAAAUUUUCAUUUAAGAUAUAAUGCACAGAGAAAAAUAUUACGUUAUGAUUAUAAACCUAUUGGUAAUAAUUUACAAGAAGUUGUAAUUGACCAUGAAACUCAACAUAAAUAUACAAUUGAUCGUACAACGGGUGCAUGUCAAAUAACAAAAAAUUUAGAAUAUGAUAAUGUUGAUGUUCUUAAAAAUCCAAUUGAAUUUUUUUUUAAAUUUCAAAAUUACUUUUUGAAUUCACCAAAAAAUGCUUUUCAAUUUGUUGGUAUUCGAAAUUGUCGUAAUAGUAUCCAAUGUAUAAUAUUCGCAAUAUCUGAAGGUCAAUUUCCACCAGAUACAAGUGAAAGUUGGAUAAAAACAAAUUUAGAAUGGGCAUGGUCAAAACGAGAAUCGAAUUCUAUUUCUCCAACAGGCAAAUAUCUAUUUGACUAUCCUGUUCAUCUAUAUUUAAAAUUGUAUCGAAAAACAGAUGAUGAUCAACCAGUUGUAGAAAAUAUUCAAUAUGAAUUUUAUGAAUUUAAUCAAGAUGUACAUGAAAAUGAAUUUGAUGUUAGCGUAUGCUAUCGAUCAAAUGAUUUACUUUAUAAACAUGUUGCAUUUCAAUUGAAAAUGAAUCGACCAAUAUCAUCAACAUUGGAAGAUGUUCAUCUCGAUAGGCGUGUAUUAUUAAAUAAUAUGGUUAAUCAAUUAACAUCUACUAUGGAUAUCAGUCGACAACGUGUAUCAAAUUUAGAAAUUGAUCAUAAUAAACAAAAUGAUACUCUUUAUUGUAUUUUUACUAUCUUAGAUCGACCACCGUUAAAUAAUCCGGCUGAUGCGAUUAGUGUUCUUGAUGCACGAGAUAGAUUAAAACAAGGAAUUGAUGGAGGUUUAUUUAAAUUUGAAAUUAGUGAUGGUCUUGGUGAUACAUUUAUAGUUAGUGCUAUUGAAGGAACAUUAGAAGAUUUAAAACAUUUAUAUUUAUUUGAUUCAAAUGUACAAAUAAAUAAUAUAACUGUGUUUAUAAAUACAACAAUUAAUAUUAAUAAUACAGUGAUAGUUUAUAAAGAAGAAAUUCGAGAAAAAACUGUAUUAUAUCAAAAAGGAUCACAGCCUGGAGCGAUUGUUGGCGGCUUAGCAGUCGGUCUGGUUUUUGGAAUAUUAACUUUAUUGAUUAUAUAUCAAAUAAUAAUUAGAAGACAAUCGGCAGGUAAAGAGGGAGGAUCAGGAUUUCCAAAUAUAAGUUAUCGCGGAAAAAAAACAGAAGAACCAACAUUAACGAUGGAUGUACCAAUUAGCUCAGAUGCAUAA